This is a messenger RNA of Myxocyprinus asiaticus (Chinese sucker), 1813 nucleotides long. RefSeq names its product SIX homeobox 1a (gene six1a). The coding region runs from base 270 to 1124 and encodes 284 amino acids. Gene Ontology annotation, cellular component: nucleus; transcription regulator complex. Lineage: Eukaryota; Metazoa; Chordata; Actinopteri; Cypriniformes; Catostomidae. Gene Ontology annotation, molecular function: DNA-binding transcription factor activity, RNA polymerase II-specific; RNA polymerase II cis-regulatory region sequence-specific DNA binding. Gene Ontology annotation, biological process: regulation of transcription by RNA polymerase II. The transcript is spliced from 2 exons. The record is from RefSeq and is a predicted model, not a curated record.
UAAUAACGGAAUGACGCUGUGCUUGGUUUCUGUCAUAUACCAACACGGACAAUCCACAUCCAAAUCUAAAGUGUAGAGUGAAAAUAGACCCACAAAACCUGACAACGGACGGUUGUCAAUAUUGGAGCUGCAUCAACAGAUCCAGGAUUUUGAUAUCAAAGGGGAACUCUGGACGUGGCACUGGGCUUUUAUCUUGGGGCUCAUUUUGAGAGGAAUACCUACAGAGCCUUGGCUUGGGGGGAUUACGUGGUGGAUUUGAUCGAGACACCAUGUCAAUCUUGCCCUCUUUCGGAUUCACGCAGGAGCAGGUCGCAUGCGUCUGCGAAGUGCUACAGCAGGGAGGGAACAUGGAGAGGCUCGGACGUUUCCUCUGGUCCCUGCCAGCCUGUGACCACCUCCACAAGAACGAAUCCGUGCUCAAAGCGAAGGCCGUUGUGGCCUUCCAUCGGGGAAAUUUCCGUGAGCUCUUUAAGAUCCUGGAGAGCCACCAGUUCUCUGCUCACAACCACCCUAAACUGCAGCAGCUGUGGCUGAAGGCGCACUACGUGGAGGCGGAAAAGUUGCGGGGCCGCCCGCUCGGGGCUGUGGGCAAAUACCGUGUGCGCAGGAAAUUCCCUUUGCCCCGUACGAUCUGGGACGGUGAGGAGACCAGUUACUGCUUUAAAGAAAAGUCUCGGGGUGUGCUACGUGAAUGGUACACGCACAAUCCGUAUCCAUCUCCACGAGAGAAGAGGGAGCUGGCGGAUGCAACGGGACUGACCACCACGCAGGUCAGCAACUGGUUUAAAAACAGGAGACAGAGAGACCGGGCAGCCGAGGCAAAAGAGAGAGAGAACAGCGAGAACAACGGCCUUGGCGGUAAUAAACAGAACCAGCGGUCCCCGCUCGACGGAGGAAAGUCGCUCAUGUCCAGCUCGGAGGAUGAGUUCUCUCCGCCGCAGAGCCCCGAGCACAACCCCGUGCUUCUGCUGCAGGGGAACAUGAACCAUCCCGGAGCUCCCACAUACCCAAUGCCCGGUCUCGGUGCACAGCAUUCGGUACACAGUAUGCAAGGACAUCCGCACCAGAUCCAGGAUUCGCUGUUGGGAUCUCUGACAUCCAGCCUUGUGGAUUUAGGAUCUUAGUUCACAUUUUAAGAGACAAGACUUGAACACGUUAUGAACGUACGCCUAACAUUACGGUAUUACUGCAUAACCUGUUCUUAUGACGCAGAGGACGUUUGCUGAAAUAAACUAUUCUGUUGCAAAAUGCUUAGAAAAGGGAGAAAAUCAAAAGAGUUUGGGGAAUUUUGAUUACUGGAUAAGUGCGAAAAAAUUGGUAAAACUAGCGAGGGUGACAUUUAAGAAUAUUCACGGUAUUGCCCAACAGUAACCUUAAAUAACUUUUAAUAAUUUAUGAGGUUUUCCUUAAAGAUUAUCUAUAGAAAUUGCUCUGUAUUGGACAGCACGAAGAGCAGGAUUUUUUUCAUGUGAAAAUCACUGCAUCAAACAUCUUUAACUUAACACUAUGAUUGUGGACAACUUUGUUCAUUUUUUUUUUUUUUUGUAUUCAGUUAAGACAAAUGUAUAUGAAGCCACUACAUUUAAUUUCUAUUUCUAAAAAAGAAUGUGGUUCUCCAACACCUCAAGGAUUUAUUUUAUUAACUCUUGAAGUCAUCAUCAUCACGGUUUUGAACAUUUGUCUUUAACAAAAAAUAAAAAUAAAACCGUAGACCUAAUAAUCAAAACAAAACAAUUUUCGGAAAAGUACAAAUAUAUAUAUAUAUAUAUAUAUAUAUAUAUAUAUAUAUAUAUAUAUAUAUAUAUAUAAAGCU